GUCGGAGGCGGAGCCCGGAGAGUUGCCGCGGGCUCCUGGAUAAGAGGACCCUGGAUCUCCCGCCCCAGCUCCGCGUGGUGGUGGGCGGUGGCCGGGCCAUGUUGCUAGUGUUGCUGAGCCUGGCUGCUAUGUGCAGGAGCGCCCUGUCCCGAGAGCCGACUAUUCAGUGUGGCUCUGAGACAGGGCCAUCUCCAGAGUGGAUGGUCCAACAUACACUCACUCCGGGAGACCUGAGGGACCUCCGAGUGGAACUUGUCAAGACAAGUGUGGCAACAGAGGAGUUUUCAAUUCUGAUGAACAUAAGCUGGAUACUCCGGGCAGACGCCAGCAUCCGCUUGUUGAAGGCCACCAAGAUCUGCGUGAGUGGCAAAAACAACAUGCAUUCAUACAGCUGCGUGAGGUGCAACUACACAGAGACCUUCCAAAGCCAGACCAGACCUUCCGGCGGCAAAGCAAUGGAUCUUCUCCUAUGUCGGCUUCCCUGUGGAGCUGAGCACGCUCUAUCUCAUCGGGGCCCAUAACAUCCCCAAUGCUAACAUGAACGAGGACAGCCCUUCUUUGUCUGUGAACUUCACCUCGCCAGGCUGCCUAAACCAUGUAAUGAAAUAUAAGAAGCAGUGCAUUGAAGCAGGAAGCCUGUGGGACCCAAACAUCACAGCUUGUAAGAAGAAUGAGAAGACCGUUGAAGUGAAUUUUACAACCAAUUCCCUUGGAAACAGAUACAUGGUUCUCAUUCGACGGGACACAAUGUUGGGGGUUUCUAUAGUGCUGGAGAACAAACUGACGAGGACAUCUGUAGUCAUUCCGGUCAAUGAUGAGAGUGAAGGUGCCUUGGUUGAGCUGACCCCAUAUUUACACACCUGCGACAAUGACUGCAUUCGACGCAAAGGGACAGUGGUGCUUUGCUCAGAGACAAGUGCUCCCUUCCCUCCAGAUGACAACAGAAGCAUGCUGAGAGGCUGGCUGCCUCUCCUCCUGGUGCUGCUGGUGGCUACAUGGGUGCUGGCAGUUGGGAUCUACCUAACUUGGAGGCAAGGAAGGAGCACAAAGACAUCUUUUCCUAUCACCGCCAUGCUCCUGCCCCUCGUUAAGGUCCUGGUGGUUUACCCAUCCGAGAUAUGUUUCCAUCACACAGUCUGUCGCUUUACUGACUUUCUUCAAAACUACUGCAGAAGUGAGGUCAUCCUUGAAAAAUGGCAGAAAAAGAAAAUCGCCGAGAUGGGGCCCGUGCAGUGGCUUACCACUCAGAAGCAAGCAGCAGAUAAAGUCGUCUUCCUUCUUCCCAGUGACGCCCCUUCCCUUUGUGACAGUGCCUGUGGCCACAAGGAGGGCAGUGCCACGGAGAAUUCUCAGGAUCUGUUCCCUCUUGCCUUUAACCUCUUUUGUAGCGAUUUCAGCAGCCAGACUCAUCUGCACAAAUACCUGGUGGUCUAUCUUGGGGGAGCAGACCUCAAAGGGGACUAUAAUGCCCUGAGAGUCUGCCCCCAGUAUCAUCUCAUGAAGGACGCCCCAGCUUUCCACACAGAACUUCUCAAGGCUACGCAAAGCAUGCCGCUGAAGAAACGGCCACAGGCCUGCCACGGCAGCUGUUCACCCUUGUAGUCCACCCAGGAGGAGAGGGACCUGAAGCCUUCCUACUCUACCUUCCAGUGACAAAACACCUUGUGACGACCCUGAAAUGUACUGUAUAGGCUGUGUGUAGGUAGUGCUAUGUACAGAACUUGCUCUAAAACUGGAGUUUACAGUCAGAGCUUGAGCACAGAUGCCUGAGGCUAGUCAUUAGCUGGCUUUAUGAAGACAUUAGUGAGUGGAACCUAAAUGUUUGAAUAUACCCAAAGCCGGGUGCUGAUUAUCACCAUGAACUCAGCACUCUGGCCAGGAAGGAAUGAGGCAUUUCCCAGUCAGGUGUCUGGUCUUACACUGCCCACGCUCUAUGCUGCACAUAGGACUGUGGACUCCUGAAGAUUUUAAUCUAUUAAUGAGUAACCCCUCUGGGAGGCUCUCACUAAUGUGUAGCUUCCUAAGAGAACAAGCCUAUUACACACACAAGCUGCCUGACCAGAUGAUCCAGUGUCUAUGUAACCACUGCGCUGUCUGAUGUUUGCACAGUGCUUUCCCUCACCACACUUUUGGACAGGUAACCUUUACUUUUUAUCUUAUGAGUGCCAGGAAUUGAACCCAGGGUAUUAUGCGCACUAGACAAACGCCCUGCCACUGAAAUACAUCCCCGUCCCUCACAGGUGUCACACCUUUAAUCCAGCACUCAAGUAGAAGAGGCAGGAGGAUCUCUGUCUGAGGCCAGCCAGAGACACACAGUGGGGCUCCGUCUCAAAUGAACAAGUUGUUACCCAUAAAUCUAGUGUCUACUUUUGUCCAGUUAACCUGUCCACUGUUGUGGUUCCCAGAGUUCUUGGUUAUUACCUAAGAUUUCCUGUUCAAAACUAAUUCUUAAAGUGAAAUUAGCUCUCUUGAAGUAAUUAAUCUUCUCUGUAAUCAAUCGCUUAAAUAAAAAACUACCAAGAAGGAAGGACAGCUCACAGACUCAGCUCUGGACUCGGGUUGUUUCCAGCACCCACACGGCUGCUCAUAACCAUCUUAGCUCUAGUUUGGGAAUCCGACAACCUUCUUUGGCUUUUGAGGACACUCUACAUGCAUUUUAAAAACACACUGUAUAUAUCGCAGUGUUUUGCUUGCAUGUAUGUCUGUGUACCAUGUGUGCUUGGUGCCUGAGGUCAGAUUACCAGCUUGGUGCUGGAUUACCUGGAACUGGAAUUACAGACACAUGUGAGCCACCAGGUGGAUGCUGGGAAUCAAACCUGGGUCUUCUGCAAGAACAAAUGCUCUUUAACUGCUGAACUCUCUCUUUACACCCCCUAACAUAAAUAAAUCUUAUUUAAAAACAAAAAUGAAAACAAAAAAAUCUGACCAGAAACAGUAACAGUAUAUAGACUUGUAACAUCUUUGAGCCUUCUAGAUUGUUACUUUCUCAAAGCAGCUUUUUCUUAAUGUAGAAACUACAAAAAAAUGUAUAUAAUAGCAUAUGUAUUUGUCUAGUAUGGCUUCAUACAGCAUAAUAAAUCUGUUUUGUAAUGGGA
Molecule: messenger RNA, 3095 nt
Organism: Rattus norvegicus (Norway rat)
Lineage: Eukaryota; Metazoa; Chordata; Mammalia; Rodentia; Muridae
Gene: Il17rb
Product: interleukin 17 receptor B
Exons: 11
Coding region: 538-1602 (354 amino acids)
Biological process (GO): cytokine-mediated signaling pathway
Cellular component (GO): extracellular region; plasma membrane; cell surface
Molecular function (GO): interleukin-17 receptor activity
Source: RefSeq, marked validated